CACCGAAAGGGCAGACAGCCAGCAGUUGAACUCCGCGGCGCUCUGCUUCCCCUCAAGGAGAAAGCUCCGCGCUCUGCUCGAAAGGCUCUGCCUACCUACCUACCUCUCACGCGCGAGUUCGAAUCCGGGAGCCAUGGGCGGCGGCGGCGCGGGGGCGAACGGCGGAGGGUCGGCGGCGGGGGCGCGGGUGCCGGUGCCGGUGCCGCCGGCGCGGCCGUUUCUGGACACGUUCCGGGCGAACCUCAAGGAGACCUUCUUCCCAGACGACCCGUUCCGGUCCGUGGUGCGGGAGCGCGGGGCGGCGCGGCGGACGCUGGCGGCGCUGCGCUACUUCUUCCCGUUCCUCGAGUGGGCGCCGGCCUACACGCUGGGCGCCUUCAGGGCCGACCUCGUCGCCGGCAUCACCAUCGCCAGCCUCGCCAUCCCGCAGGGCAUCAGCUACGCCAAGCUCGCCAACCUGCCGCCCAUCCUCGGCCUUUACUCGAGCUUCGUGCCGCCGCUGGUGUACGCGCUGAUGGGGAGCUCCAGGGACCUGGCCGUGGGGACCGUGGCGGUGGCGUCGCUGCUCAUCGGCUCCAUGCUCGGCAGCGAGGUGUCCCCGACGGAGAACCCGGCUCUGUACCUGCACCUCGCCUUGACUGCCACCUUCUUCGCCGGCGUCUUCCAGGCCUCGCUCGGCCUCCUCAGGUUGGGCUUCAUCGUGGACUUCCUGUCGCACGCGACGAUCGUGGGGUUCAUGGGCGGCGCGGCCACGGUGGUGUGCCUCCAGCAGCUCAAGGGCAUCCUGGGCCUCGAGCACUUCACCACCUCCACCGACGUCGUCUCCGUCAUGGACUCCGUCUUCUCCCAGACUCACCAGUGGCGGUGGGAGAGCGUCCUGCUCGGCAGCGGCUUCCUCUUCUUCCUCCUCGUCACCCGCUUCAUCAGCAAGAGGCGGCCCAAACUAUUCUGGAUAUCCGCGGCGGCGCCACUGACUUCGGUCAUCCUUGGGAGUGUCCUGGUGUACCUCACUCAUGCUGAAAACCAUGGCAUCCAAGUGAUUGGUUACCUGAAGAAGGGUCUGAACCCACCAUCAGUGACAAGCCUGCAGUUCUCGCCACCUUACAUGAUGCUCGCGCUGAAGACCGGCAUCAUCACCGGCGUCAUUGCCCUCGCUGAAGGCAUUGCAGUAGGGAGGAGCUUCGCCAUGUUCAAGAACUACAACAUUGAUGGCAACAAGGAGAUGAUCGCCAUCGGAACGAUGAACAUCGUCGGAUCAUUCACAUCCUGCUACCUCACCACCGGUCCGUUCUCGCGGUCCGCCGUGAACUACAACGCCGGGUGCAAGACGGCCAUGUCGAACGUGGUCAUGUCGCUGGCGGUGAUGCUGACGCUGCUGUUCCUGACCCCGCUGUUCCACUACACCCCGCUGGUGGUGCUGUCGGCGAUCAUCAUCUCGGCGAUGCUGGGGCUGAUCGACUACCAGGGCGCCAUCCACCUGUGGCAGGUCGACAAGGUGGACUUCUGCGUCUGCAUGGGCGCCUACCUCGGCGUCGUCUUCGGCAGCGUCGAGAUCGGCCUGGGCGUCGCGGUCUCCAUAUCCAUCCUCCGGGUGAUGCUCUUCAUCGCGCGCCCGAGGACGACGAUGCUCGGCAACGUUCCCAACACCAUGAUCUACCGGAGGAUGGACCAGUACACCACGGCGCAGACGGUGCCCGGCGUCCUGGUGCUGCGCAUCGACGCGCCCAUCUACUUCACCAACGCCAGCUACCUGCGAGAGAGGAUCUCGCGGUGGAUCGACGAGGAGGAAGAGCGCACCCAGGGAAAGGGCGAGAUGGGCGUGCAGUACGUUGUCCUUGACAUGGGUGCCGUCGGUAGCAUCGACACUAGCGGGACAAGCAUGCUGGAUGAGCUCAAGAAGACCUUGGAACGAAGGGGCAUGCAGAUCGUGCUGGCGAACCCUGGCAGCGAGAUCAUGAAGAAGCUGGACAGCUCCAAGGUCCUCGAGCUGAUCGGGCACGAGUGGAUCUUCCCGACGGUGGGGGAGGCCGUGUCGUCGUGCGACUACGUGCUGCACUCGCACAAGCCCGGCGUGGUCAUGGACAGUGCGGCAGCCCACGAGAGCAUGGUCUGAACGGAGGACGACACGGUGUGUGCAAAAUGUAAUAGCUAGUUGAGUGAGUCUGACGACACGAUCGAGUUGUCAACAAGCAAAGCCGAGAUAUAAAUAUGGACACCAGCAUCAUAUCUCGAGUAUUGUACACUGGUGCAUUGCCAAGGAAACCACAGAAAUCCAAUCAAAUCCGGCCUGCGCAGAUGCAAAUAUGCAACGCUCUGGCUGGUCUCUGGAGGAAUUUGAACUCAAAAUCA
Molecule: messenger RNA, 2349 nt
Organism: Panicum virgatum (switchgrass)
Lineage: Eukaryota; Viridiplantae; Streptophyta; Magnoliopsida; Poales; Poaceae
Product: sulfate transporter 3.1-like
Exons: 11
Coding region: 134-2113 (659 amino acids)
Biological process (GO): transmembrane transport
Cellular component (GO): membrane
Molecular function (GO): secondary active sulfate transmembrane transporter activity
Source: RefSeq, a predicted model, not a curated record